GUUGUUGAAUGGAAUUGUGCAAGGGAAAAUCAAAACCUGCGAUGGGCGACAACAGUGGAACCACCUCCUCCACCGCUGCUUCCACCGCCGACGAAGAUUACCUGCUCAAGCAAUUCUUCGCUGAAGUCAGCGAGGUUGAGCGCGACAACGAAGUCAACAGGAUCCUUUCUUGCUUCAAGUUAAAUGCUUUUGAAUAUCUCAACCUACCAUUUGAUUCCUCUGUAGAUGAAGUUAAAAGGCAAUAUCGCAAGUUAUCUUUGCUUGUUCACCCCGAUAAGUGUAAACAUCCACAAGCUAAAGAGGCAUUUGGAGCUUUAGCAAAAGCUCAACAAAUACUACUUGACCCACAGGAGAGGGAUUAUCUUUUGAACCAAGUCAAUGCUGCAAAAGAAGAACUUAGAGCAAAGAGGAAGAAGCAGCUGAAAAAAGACACUGCUUCUAAGUUAAAGUCAUUAGUGGAUGAGGGAAAAUAUGAGCAGGAAUAUGAAAGAUCAGGGGAAUUCCAGCAGCAGUUGAAGUUGAAGGUUCGAGAACUCUUAACAGAGCAAGAAUGGAGGAGAAGGAAGAUGCAGAUGAGGAUAUCAGAAGAGGAAGGUAGAUUAAAGAAAGACGAAGAAGAAACAAAAGAGAUGUGGAAACGAAAGCGUGAGCACGAGGAGCAGUGGGAGGGCACAAGAGAACAAAGGGUUUCCAGCUGGAGGGACUUCAUGAAGGGUGGCAAGAAGGUUAAGAAAGGGGAGCUUCGACCUCCAAAGCUGAAGACAGAGGAUCCAAACAAAUCAUAUGUUCAAAGGCCAGUGAAACGAGGGUGAUUAUAGUGGCCCCUCCAUCAUCUGAUGUCCGCUGAUAGACCAACCUGUCCUAUUGCCUGAGAAAGCCUGAAUUCUAGUGCUAGAAUUGUAUCUACUUAUGUUGUUGUGGGCCAUUUAAGCUGGCUGCACUUUUCACUCGAAUCAUAUCCAGUGCAACUCCUUGCAUUUGAUAUCUCAAAACAGACAUAGCAGCGCCCAUAGAAUGGGGAUUGGCUUCUUAAAUGUUAUCCAUCACAUCCCCUCCCCGCUUUUAUGUUUGCCUGAGAUUGGUUAUAUUGAAGGUAAUGUGGCCUAAGUAAGCCGUCGGUAUUGUUA
This is a messenger RNA of Sesamum indicum (sesame), 1127 nucleotides long. Its product is annotated as Chaperone DnaJ-domain superfamily protein. The record is from RefSeq and is a predicted model, not a curated record. Lineage: Eukaryota; Viridiplantae; Streptophyta; Magnoliopsida; Lamiales; Pedaliaceae.